AUGGAGAACGAUACACCUAGUGUUAGAAUUCCGAAAGUGAAACUGGGCAUUCAAGGAUUGGAGGUGAAGUCAGGUUCUUGCAAGUUCUGUCUGUUUUCAGCUAGCCUUACCCGCCUUGGAGUGGACUACAUUGAUCUCUAUUACCAGCACCGUGUUAAUACUUCAGUUCCAAUCGAGGAUACUAUGGAGGAGAUGCAGAAGCUGGUGAAUGAAGGGAAGGUGAAGUACAUUGGAUUAUCAGAAGCAAGUCCUGAUACAAUCAAGAGAGCGCAUGCUGUUCAUCCCAUUACUGCAGUGCAGAUGGAAUACUCGUUAUGGAGCAGAGAGAUUGAACAAGAGAUCAUUCCUCUAUGCCGUGAACUUGGCAUUGGCAUAGUGAGUUACGGUCCUCUUGGUCAUGGGUUUUUUGCCGGAAAAGCAGUUACAAAGAGCUUUCCCAGUGGAAGUCUAUUGUAUUCCCUUUGGUCCCGUGACAUUGAACAAGAAAUCAUCCCACUUUGCAGGGAACUUGGAAUUGGAUUAGUUGCAUAUAGUUUGCUUGGCGUUGGAUUCUUUGCUGGAAAAGCAGUUGUGGAGACCUUUCCCGAGGAUAGUAUAUCGCAUGUGUGCCAUCCUAGGUUUUCAGCUGAAAAUGUAAAGAAGAACAAGGUCUUCUGUACACGGGUUGCCAACCUGGCUACAAAGCAUAGGUGCACUCCUCCUCAACUAGCGUUUGCAUGGCUUCAACAUCAAGGAAUUAACAUAAUCCCAGUCCCCGGUACAACUAAAGUGAAAAAUCUUGACAACAAUCUUGGAUCCUUGGCCUUGAAGCUUACAGAAGAAGAUGUAAAAGAAAUUUCUGAUGUUGUUCCCAUUGAUGAAGUCAGUGGAUCGGAGAUGGGGGAGCUAAAGAAGCUUGUGAAUGAAGGCAAGAUCAAAUACCUAGGGCUAUCCGAACCCAGUCCAGACACAAUCAGGAGAGCCCAUGCGGUUCAUCCCAUCUCUGCCCUGCAAAUGCAGUAUUCCCUUUGGUCCCAUGACAUUGAACAAGAAAUCAUCCCACUUUGCAGGGAACUUGGAAUUGGAUUAGUUGCAUAUAGUUCGCUUGGCGUUGGAUUCUUUGCUGGAAAAGCAGUUGUGGAGACCUUUCCCGAGGAUAUUAUAUCGCAUGUGUAUCAUCCUAGGUUUUCAGCUGAAAAUGUACAGAAGAACAAGGUCUUCUAUACACGGGUUGCCAACCUGGCUACAAAGCAUAGGUGCACUCCUCCUCAACUAGCGCUUGCAUGGAUUCUACAUCAAGGAAUUAACAUAAUCCCAGUCCCCGGUACAACUAAAGUGAAAAAUCUUGACAACAAUCUUGGAUCCUUGGCCUUGAAGCUUACAGAAGAUGUAAAAGAAAUUUCUGAUGUUGUUCCCAUUGAUGAAGUCAGUGGAUCGAAGAUCUAUCCUAUCGUAGCUAAAUACGCAUGA
Messenger RNA from Linum tenue, 1449 nucleotides. The record is from the annotation of a GenBank genome assembly. NCBI's taxonomy places the organism in Eukaryota, Viridiplantae, Streptophyta, Magnoliopsida, Malpighiales, Linaceae.